AUGAAUGUUUCAAAUCGAAGACAAAAUCGGGCAUUGAAUUGUCUCCAAGACCCACAAACUGCAGUCAACAAUAACAGUUUGUCAACAUCAAAAGCUGUGAUAAUAGUAGCAAUUAUCUUUUUGUCUUCAGUUUUGGCUUUGGGAUUUCUUUAUAAACAAUUUCCUGAUUUGGAAGAUCAAGAAAGACAACAUUUGAAAUUACCAUGGGAUCUUGAUGACGCAAAACACCUUGGUCUUGUUUUAGAUAGAUAUAAAGAAAAGUAUUUUUAUGAAGUAUUAUUAGGAGUGUUUUUGGUCUAUAUAUUUUUGCAAACAUUUGCAAUCCCAGGCUCUUUAUUCCUCAGUAUACUUUCAGGAUUUCUGUUUCCAUUUUAUUUUGCCUUAAUAUUAGUAUGUUGUUGUUCUGCUAUUGGAGCAAGCCUGUGUUUCUUCUUAUCAAACAUACUAGGCAAAAGAGUUGUGAAAAUGUUUUUUCCUGAAAGAGCGGCACAGUGGUCCAUUGCUGUUGAAAAGCACAAACACAAUUUGCUCAAUUACAUGAUAUUUUUGAGGGUCACACCAUUUUUACCUAACUGGUUUAUUAACUUGACUGCACCUGUCAUUGGAGUUCCAUUGGUGCCUUUUGCUUUGGGAACUUUUAUAGGUGUCGCCCCACCAUCGUUUGUUGCCAUACAAGCUGGUCAGACGUUGCACACUCUGACAUCAACCAGUGAUGCAUGGUCAUGGACUUCCAUGACUGUACUAGCUCUGUUUGCCAUAAUCUCUUUAGUACCUGUUUUACUCAAGCAAAAACUUAAGAAAAAGUUUGAAUAA
Messenger RNA from Pieris macdunnoughi, 813 nucleotides. The record is from the annotation of a GenBank genome assembly. Lineage: Eukaryota; Metazoa; Arthropoda; Insecta; Lepidoptera; Pieridae.